ACCACGAAUGCUCCAGUCGUGGAGAAGGGAAUCUCGUGUUCAGAGAGGGCAAAUUUAAAACGCGCAGGAACUGUACUCCUCUGAAGUUGAAGUCACACCAGCUAUGGAAGAUACCUCCUUGCACAUGGACACAGAGGACCAGCAAGAGCACGUCCCACCUGAAACUGAGAGAGACUCAGGGAGUGCUGGAACAGAAGCAGAAAUCUCCAGCCAAAGCACUCAAGAGGAAGAGGAGCUGGAGGGGGAGGACUCUGACACAGAAAGAGAGGUAGACUGCGUGGAAGCUGAGCGGCAUCAUGCUGAGAACAACCCAGAGACAGUCAAAAUUCAUGUGAAGAACGAGCAAGAAGAGGAUGAGGAGGACUACCUCAAGACUGAAGAAGGGGAGGUUCAAGAAGAGGGGGAGGGAGAAGCCCACAAUGGGGGCGAGUCACUCUCUCCCAUUGACUAUGUUAAGUACGAGAUUUCAUCCUCUGAUGGCCUGGCCAGCUCCUUUCUGGGGCCCCGUGGCAGCAGUGGGAAGAUGAGCUGUGACAUCUGUGGCCUGGCCUGUGUCAGCCUCAACGUGCUGCUGGUGCACAAACGCAGUCAUACAGGGGAGCGACCAUUUCACUGCACUCAGUGUGGAGCCUCCUUCACACAGAAGGGCAAUCUGCUGCGCCACAUCAAGCUGCACUCUGGGGAGAAGCCCUUCAAGUGUCACCUGUGCAGUUAUGCCUGCCGCCGACGUGAUGCCCUAAGUGGCCACCUGCGUACACAUUCAGUGGAGAAACCCUACAAGUGCAACUACUGUGGCCGCAGCUACAAGCAGCGCAGCUCUCUAGAGGAACACAAAGAGAGGUGCCACAUCUACAUGCAGAACAAAAGCAACAUCGAAAGAGAGUGUGAGGAGGCCAGGGGGUCCAGGGUACAGAUGGGGACAGAACGUGCUCUGGUGCUGGACAGGCUGGCCAGCAAUGUGGCAAAACGUAAGAGCUCUAUGCCACAGAAAUUUGUUGGGGAGAAACGCCUGUGCUUGGACAUGAGCUACAACAGCAACCUGAUGUUCAGCAAGGAGGGUGAGUUGGUCCAGCGAGGUGUGCUGGACCCAGCACUAGGCUACCUGGGUACUGACAGCAUGUACCACCUGAUCCAGAGAGCUCAGACAACAGCGGCUCCUGAGAUGGCCGCAAUUGUCAGUAGUGCCUUCCCCAUCCCACUGACCCGUACUGAGUUGUCCAAUGGUCACGAGCCAGAGCAGCCACAUCCCUGUAUCAAACGACAGUCUUCCACCACACAGCGUCCCUCCCCCAACCAUAGUGGCCACGACUCCCCUGACAUUGACAACAACCACCACCCCCAUGAGGAGCCACAGGGCCACAAUCAUCCACUGUACACCCUGGGCCAUUUGCUGGUACCCCGUCCUCGCAACGGGCUGCCACACCCCGAUACCCCCUUUCAUCCCCCACGACUGUACGAAGCCCUGAAACCCCAAUUAGCAGUUCCUCCCCAAGAGGCUCUGCGGGUGGUGAAUGGGGAGAACGAGUUGGUGGGGACGUACCUCUGCGAGCACUGUCGUGUGCUCUUUCUGGACUAUGUCAUGUUCACCAUCCAUAUGGGCUGUCAUGGAUUCCGAGACCCCUUCCAGUGCAAUGUAUGUGGUCAUCACAGCCAGGACCGCUACGAAUUCUCCUCUCACAUUGCACGUGGUCAGCACCGACUUAUGUUGAAGUGACACACACAGACACAAAUAUAUAUAUACACAUGAAAUUGGUAUGUGCAUUUCUCAGAGGUCUGUGUGUAUUUUGUGUCACUGCUGACAAUAGCCUACUGUAUAACUGUAUAGCAUUAGCAGACGCUAGGUUGCUAUGUAAUAUUUGCUUUCAUAUAAUACUUAAUUUGAAAGAGGGUAGUAUAAUUCUA
Molecule: messenger RNA, 1902 nt
Organism: Megalops cyprinoides (Indo-Pacific tarpon)
Lineage: Eukaryota; Metazoa; Chordata; Actinopteri; Elopiformes; Megalopidae
Product: zinc finger protein Aiolos-like
Exons: 8
Coding region: 104-1714 (536 amino acids)
Biological process (GO): regulation of transcription by RNA polymerase II
Molecular function (GO): DNA-binding transcription factor activity; RNA polymerase II cis-regulatory region sequence-specific DNA binding
Source: RefSeq, a predicted model, not a curated record